AUGGCCAAAGUGCCAGUGGAGGAGGGCACCGCAAGCUUAGUCGCCUCGCUUGUAUCCUGCGCUGCUGCCAGUGUGAUCAUGGUGAUGGCUUGGGCGGCAAGGAAGAUUUGCAAGAUCCACCGCAAGGUCUCCCCUAAGGCUUGCGCUCAGUACAGCCUCACGGACCCGACGGACCUUAUCCGGUAUUUGAUAGAGACAGACGUGCGACUGGUUCGCUUGUCCUACUUGCUGGAGCUGCAGCAGAACAAGCUUCCUUGGCCACGACGCCAGGAGGCCGACGACGUAGUUCUAGAAACUGGGGAGACUGCGCUCGUGACAGCUUCAGAGUUGCAGCAUCUUUCCCAACCCACUAACCGUCGGUUCUUCACCACCUCGGGCAAGCUCAUCCACUUCGGGUCGGUUUCGCAUUGCUGGGAAAGCAUGGAGCAUCCGGACCCAUGGAGUUUCCAGCUGAACGUACAACGCUUCCGCAACAUGGAAGGUGAGAGGUCACAAGUAUGGCUGUUUAUCGAUUUCAUGUCGCUGUUCCAGUAUCCCCGCAACAAGGCCCAAACCCAAAGCUUCUUCAAAGCACUUCAAGGAAUGCAUGUUCUGUACACUCACGAGCUUGUGAAGGUGGAAAUUCUGGAAGAGCUGACCCUGCUGGACAUGCAGUCUGCAGGCAGCAACCAUCAGAUUUCUGUGUACAAUGAUGCCAGCAGCUGCGUGGAGCAGGUUCCCAUUGCAACUCUGAAGUUGAACCGCGUGCCAUAUCGCCAACGCGGCUGGUGCCAAGCCGAACAGGAGUGGGCCAGUCUCCAGGAGACCUUUGCCAGGCGCGUGCCAAUGCCCCCCGACCUCUUCUCCCAGUGCAUGGACAUGUGCAGGUUCACGCAUCGCAACGAUUCGGUAUUGGUGCAGGAGUUGCAGGAGAAGAUCUUCUUGCAGAAGGCGCACGAGACCACAAAGCUAAACCUACAAUUGCCAGACGACCAAGUACCUGUCUUGUGCGCAGCGCUCCCCUAUUUCGGUAGCCUGGACGUGGUCAUCAUCCGUGACACCAGGCUAGGCUGUGAAGGUGCCAGGAGGAUCGUGGAGUCUGGGGCACGCCACAUCCACCUUGAUGACUGUGAACUCGGUGAUAAGGAGGCCCUGGCAAUCGCUGACGCCUUGGAGACGACAACAGGCGUAGACCAGCUGACGCUCCGCCAUACGCACAUGACUCCUGUUGGGGUGGAAGCCCUGCGAGCAGCCACGAAGGUUUUUGGCGCAGUGUGCAUUAACCUGGAUGAGCAGAAAAUUUCAGGGGUUGUCGCCCAGUCAGUUGGGCCAACCAGUUCGAUGGAAACCACGGACACGUUGAGGCAUCUUUCGUUUGUCUCGGUAGAGACACCACCCUCGCCUCCUCCGAGGUUCCCCAUCCUUCUCAGAGCUUCCAGGUGGACGAAACACAUGUGA
This is a messenger RNA of Symbiodinium pilosum, 1437 nucleotides long. The record is from the annotation of a GenBank genome assembly. NCBI's taxonomy places the organism in Eukaryota, Dinophyceae, Suessiales, Symbiodiniaceae.